Ricinus communis (castor bean) is the source of this 2267-nucleotide messenger RNA. RefSeq names its product pentatricopeptide repeat-containing protein At4g32450, mitochondrial. The record is from RefSeq and is a predicted model, not a curated record. Lineage: Eukaryota; Viridiplantae; Streptophyta; Magnoliopsida; Malpighiales; Euphorbiaceae. Gene Ontology annotation, molecular function: zinc ion binding; RNA binding; protein binding. The coding region runs from base 295 to 2082 and encodes 595 amino acids. Gene Ontology annotation, biological process: RNA modification. The transcript has a single exon.
CAAAUAGCUAAGGAAAAUCUCUGGCUCUUUAGGUAAUAGGCCCACGGCCUUUGGAAACAUCAUUGGACGAUAUUCCUUGUUUUUGCUGAUGCUCUCGCCUCUUCAACAAGAAGCCCAAAUCCAAUUUAUUUAUUUAUUUUUUGUUUUUAACCUUGAACGCCAAUUUAACUUAAAGAUGGCAUUUUAGAGCAAUAGGGUUCAACUUCAAGGCGUUGCACAAGGAGCUGUUGCUAUGCUCGUGCUCAGCUAAACCUGGACGCCUCUCUUUCUGUCUCUGCACAGUUUUAGGGAUCAAUGUCAAAGCGGAGACUCCCACUUCUCACAUUCAAUUCGAUAACAGCUUUAUCUACUAAGGUAUGCUCUUCAAGUAACUCUUCUAUUUCAUUCAGAACCAAAUAUCUUAGCACCGCAGCUCAAAGAUCAGACCUUUUCAACUCUGUCGGCAAUCAUUUGGACAACCCUGAUGACCAUUUCCAAAACCCUGUUAAUUUUGAUGGAAAUGUCUUAAACCCUAAUUGGGGUUUUAGGGAAACUACUGGAAAUGUUAUAGGAAGUAAUAAUAAUCAUAAUUAUAAUAAUAAUCAAGUUUCUCAAAUUGGGAAUAGCCAAAAUAGUGGAGGUUAUCAGAAUUUUAGUGGGUCUUAUAGGGAAAGUUGGAAUAAUAAUUAUACUCAACAUGUUAAUCAAUUGCCACCCCCCUAUUACGCGGGGAAUGUUGGGAUGUAUCCGCCUAGCUAUGGUGCUGCUGCUCAAUAUCAGCAGAACCUGAGCGUUGUAAAUGCUGGACAAUAUAUGUCAAACUCAAACGACGUUCAGAAUGUAAUGGUGGCGUCGGGUGUAUCAAACAAUCCUAAAGUUGAAGAUGAUCUGGCUGAAAGUAGCUCAUAUAGGGGUACCCUUGAGGAGCUUGAUGAAUUAUGCAAGGAAAAGAAGGUAAAGGAAGCUGUUGAAGUUUUGAAUUUGUUAGAGGAGCGGCGUGUUCUUGUGGAUUUGCCUCGAUUUUUGCAGUUGAUGCGCAUAUGUGGGGAAGCUAAGGCUUCAGAGGAAGCAAAAGUAGUUCAUGACCAUCUCGUGAGAUUACAAUCCCCUUUGGCCGUCAGCACAUUUAAUAAGAUCUUAGAGAUGUAUGGGAAAUGUGGUGAUAUGGACAGUGCAUUUGCCGUGUUCAAUAAAAUGCCAAAGCGUAAUUUGACAACUUGGGAUACUAUGAUAGCAUGGCUUGCCAAGAAUGGACUUGGGGAGGAUGCAAUUGAUCUGUUUAGUCAGUUUAAACAAGCCGGAUUAGUACCUGAUGCCCAGUUAUUUAUUGGAGUGUUCUCUGCUUGUGGUGUUGUUGGAGAUGUUAUUGAAGGAAUGCUGCACUUUGAAUCCAUGAAGAAGGAUUAUGGGAUUGUCCCAUCAAUGGAGCAUUUCGUAAGCAUAGUGGACAUGCUGGGAACUAUAGGACAUUUGGAUGAAGCUUUAGAAUUUAUUGAAAAGAUGCCAAUGGAGCCCAGCAUUGAUGUAUGGGAAAGCUUAAUGAAUCUGAGCCGAAUUCACGGGAACUUGGAGCUUGGGGAUCGUUGUGCUAAGCUUGUUGAGCUUUUAGACGCUUCUCACUUGAAUGAACAAUCUAAAGCUGGUCUUGUACCAGCUAAAGUUUCAAACCUGACAAAAGAGAAAGACAAGAAGCCAGCAAGUCAAAAUCUUUUGGAAGUUAGGAGCAGGGUCCAUGAAUAUCGAGCUGGGGAUACAUCACAUCCUGAAACUGAUAGAAUCUAUGCCAUGCUUAGAGGUUUAAGAGCACAGAUGAAAGAGCAUGGUUACAUUCCGGAAACAAGAUUUGUAUUGCAUGACGUAGACCAAGAGUGCAAGGAAGAUGCUCUUCUUUCUCAUAGUGAGAGACUUGCUGCUGCUUAUGGUCUUCUUACCAGUCCUGCUCGCUCUCCUAUUCGAGUAAUCAAGAAUCUUCGUGUUUGUGGUGACUGCCAUAAUGCAUUGAAGAUCAUCUCAAAGAUUGUUGGAAGAGAACUUAUCAUGCGAGAUGCCAAAAGGUUCCAUCAUUUCAAAGACGGGGUGUGCUCUUGCCGUGAUUAUUGGUGAAUGGGAUGAAAUUGAAGGUGCUUUUAUUUAUUUAUUCUAUCCUCAUCUCGAAUUGAAAAAUGUCAGAAAAAUAGUGUUGUUACUGCAAUUUAGCUAGUUUCACAAAUUUUUGCAAUAGACAUCAGUCAUUUCAAUCUGUAAGCUGUGAAUCCAAACUGACUUUUUAAUAAUACAAUUUUUCAUAA